UUGAGUGGGAGAUGGGACUAAUCUAGCGCCCUUUAAAGCGGCAACACCAAGCGAGAUCCAGAAUACUACAGUCCAGACAACACAUUAAUGUUUAAUCACAAAUGAGAUGAUGAGACCCCGGAAUAAACCCUGCAUCUUCAUAACGUUGCACGCACGAGGCAAGAACUCGCUGGGCGAGAACCGCACCUGUCUUGGACACACUGCUUACCACUGGGGCAUCCUCAUUUCGCCGAAGAAUAAAGCUGCACCCGACUUCAGCAUCCCAGUCCCCAAAACCUCCAUCCGAUUUGCACACGCUCUUCGAUGUCACGGACUCGCUGUACCCUGAUCCGGUCACUGGUGAGGUGAAGGAGAGCUGGCGGUUCCGGAAGCGGGGUUCACCUGAUCCGGUGAUUGCGUUUCAAAUCAUGGCGAGAGUUUUCGUGGGGAAGCUGGACCCUGCAUGGGGAGACACUGAGGGCGUUAGGGAGAGGUCCAGUGGCAUAGGGUUACCCAGAAAGGGGAUUGAGGGGGAGAGUUGUGUCAGUUGGUCGCGGGACGCGAUUGCAGUGUUGAAGAAGAUGGGGACUUUGCAGGCCGAUUUUGACUGAGAAGUUUACGGGCACUGCGUUGGAAUUUGCGGAUAAGAGUUUGAAAGGGGGGGAGAUGGGUAGCAUACUGGACUAUACAGGAAGGGGAGCUGUGUAACUUCGUAUAAAAGAGAGAGGAUGUGAGCAGCCAAUAAUGAAAUAACGGAAUCCGGAAUUACUUGAUACUGAGGUUUUGAUAGAAAAAUCUAGGUACAUCUUGC
Molecule: messenger RNA, 790 nt
Organism: Aspergillus versicolor CBS 583.65
Lineage: Eukaryota; Fungi; Ascomycota; Eurotiomycetes; Eurotiales; Aspergillaceae
Exons: 1
Coding region: 408-590 (60 amino acids)
Source: RefSeq, a predicted model, not a curated record